AAAUAGGAACCUUCGGAUUUUUGAAAAUAUGGCUCAGAACCCUGUUGAAGUGCAGAGGAAAGCUAUUGGUUAUUAUAGGCUGUAUAGAGAGUCAGUUGAUCAGGCUGGUAGUAGUCCUUCGCAAAGCCUCAACGCUGGAUGGUGUCCCCCAAGAGCAG
Molecule: messenger RNA, 158 nt
Organism: Ilex paraguariensis (yerba mate)
Lineage: Eukaryota; Viridiplantae; Streptophyta; Magnoliopsida; Aquifoliales; Aquifoliaceae
Source: the annotation of a GenBank genome assembly